UUGUCACUUUUUUUUGUCAGUGUCUCCUGUGUUUUGUUGCAAAAAGUUUGUUGAUCUUUGAAUAAAUUUUUUAAAAAUUUCAUUACAAUGGAUGAGUCUGGCUUUGAGAUAUGCCGGACUUGCCUCCGAUAUUCCAAGGAAAUGCAGAAUCUUUAUAAAGAUGUUGAGAUUUUCGAGAGACAAGAAGAAUUAACAGUUUUCCUAAAAGAAUUGACAAAUCUUCAGUGUGUCCAGGAAGAUGGACUACCGGUUUCCAUCUGCCAGGAAUGUCUACGAAGGCUCUCAGAUGCAAUUUCAUUCAAGACCAUGUGCUUGAGUUCCGAUAACAUCCUUAGAGGAAAUAAUGAGAUCAAUGAGAUAAAGAUCGAAGAAAUCCUCCUCGAGGAACCGCAAAUGAUUCCGGAAGUCAAAGCAAAUCCGAAUUAUCAGAUAGUUACAAGAUCAAAUAGGGGAAAAUUUGAUUUGUUUAAUCUCAAGAUUAAGGAAGAAGUUCCAGAUGUUGAAGACACAGAAGGAGACACAAAUAAAAAGCCUCCUGAUCUCAAGAACAAAUGCGAAAAUGGGAAUGUAGAUACACAGAAUCAGGAGGAUAUGGAAGUGGUGAAGACUGAAGCGAAUGUUGAAGUAUUUGAGGAUGAGAUGAAAUGGUGGGGAAGUGAUGGUAAACCCAUUGAGAAUGAUGAAGAGGAAGAAGAAAUUCCCGAGAAGGUUACUCCCGAAAAGCUUAUUGCCAAGAAGCUUACAAAUUCAUCAAAGAAAGCGAAGGUGCAGAAAAAGGAGCCAAAAUGCGAAGAUCCUGAUUACCUGCCCUCAAAUGAGAAGAAACCUACAAACUCAUCAAAGAAAGCGAAGGUGCAGAAAAAGGAGGAAAAGUGUAAGAGGCGCAGGAAGCGCAAGAACUACAAUAAGCCCCACAUGUGCCCUAUAUGUGGAAAGGUUAUAAUGUGUAAUCUUAAAGUACACAUAACUACUCAUUCUGAUGAGAGACCCUUUGAAUGCGCUCACUGUGGGAAGAAGUUUAAGAAUAAACUUUAUCUAAAGACGCAUAUUGGAGUUCAUAAGACCGACAAUCCCUACAAAUGUACGUUUUGCCCUGAGCAAUUACCCACAAAAAACAAAUUGGAUAUCCACGUGAGGAGUCAUACGGGUGAAAGGCCUUUCCUGUGCACAAUCUGUGGAAAGGGCUUUACGCGAAGAAGUGACCUGAAUAUUCAUGUGAGCAGCCAUACCAACGAAAGGCUAUUUGAAUGUGAAAUUUGCAAGAAAACUUAUAAAACGAAAGGAGCUCGUAAUAUUCAUAGGAAGACUCACACCAAUCAAACGCCGCGCUUUGAAUGUGCUGAGUGUGGAAGAAAGUUCUUCAGAAGACAACUCUAUACGCAACAUCUUCGUACUCACACCAAGGAGCGGCCAUAUGAAUGCAAUUUUUGCCAUAAGACCUUCAAUGCUCCGCACAUCCUGAAGCGUCAUACUCUUCUCCAUACAGGCGAGAAGAAGUUCAAAUGCACCAUCUGUCCAGUUGGCUACAUCCAAAAACAGGAUUUCAUACGUCACAUGGCCAAGCACAAACAGGAGGAGGAGGGAAAGAAUCGAGGUUAAUCUUUCUGAAAUCAGAACUGUAUAUUUCCUGAAGUAAAUUAUUGAAUUUCAAGAUA
Messenger RNA from Lutzomyia longipalpis, 1655 nucleotides. Its product is annotated as RB-associated KRAB zinc finger protein-like. NCBI's taxonomy places the organism in Eukaryota, Metazoa, Arthropoda, Insecta, Diptera, Psychodidae. Gene Ontology annotation, biological process: regulation of transcription by RNA polymerase II. The record is from RefSeq and is a predicted model, not a curated record. Gene Ontology annotation, cellular component: nucleus. The transcript has 3 exons. Gene Ontology annotation, molecular function: zinc ion binding; RNA polymerase II cis-regulatory region sequence-specific DNA binding; DNA-binding transcription factor activity. The coding region runs from base 88 to 1599 and encodes 503 amino acids.